Molecule: messenger RNA, 400 nt
Organism: Cuscuta epithymum
Lineage: Eukaryota; Viridiplantae; Streptophyta; Magnoliopsida; Solanales; Convolvulaceae
Source: the annotation of a GenBank genome assembly
GUCCGCAACAACAUGGGGUUCCAGGUACAGUUUUAAGUAAUAUUUUGUCUGGUUAUUCAUACUUUAAUCAUCUAUCUACUUGCGGUACUAAUAGUGUCAGUACAGGUUUCCCAUCUGUGGACAAUAAUUAUUCUCAUGCUUCUCCACCAGUUGUCUGUCAAAUUUGUUACUCCCCAGGUCACUCUGCCCUCACGUGUCCAAGGUUUGUUGGUUCCUCCACUCCUGCUCUGGCUGUACUUCCCACGGGUGAGACUAACGCUUCUGUGUGGUAUCCUGAUUCGGGUGCCUCCGCUCAUAUGACCCCUCAUGAAGGACAAUCAGACGGGGGUGCAUCUUCUUCAGGGCUCCAAUAAAGACCAUCUCUAUCCUUUUCAUGCUCUUCAAGCGAACCUAGUUUCUG